GGGUGCUGCAUGAGGGGCCGCAGGGGCGACCGCAUGACCAUCAACAUCCAGGAGCACAUGGCCAUCAACGUGUGCCCCGGGCCCAUCCGGCCCAUCCGCCAGAUCUCUGACUACUUCCCCCGCCGGGGACCGGGACCCGAAGGGGGCGGCAGGGGCUUCGGAGAGGCCCCAGCCCGACUGGCGCCCCUGGCCUUGGCGCCCCCCGCAGCCCUCCUUGGGGCCACCACGCCUGAGGAUGGAGCUGAGGUGGACAGCUAUGACUCGGAUGAUACCACCGCCCUGGGCAUGCUGGAGUUUGACCUUCUCUAUGACCAGGCUUCCUGCACGCUGCACUGUAGUAUCCUCAGGGCCAAGGGCCUCAAGCCCAUGGAUUUCAAUGGCCUGGCCGACCCCUACGUAAAGCUGCACCUGCUGCCUGGAGCCUGCAAGGCCAAUAAGUUAAAGACAAAGACUCAGAGGAACACGCUGAAUCCUGUGUGGAACGAGGACCUGACAUACAGCGGGAUCACGGACGAGGACAUCACCCACAAGGUGCUCAGGAUCUCCGUCUGUGACGAGGACAAGCUGAGCCACAACGAGUUCAUCGGGGAGAUCCGCGUGCCCCUCCGCCGCCUCAAGCCUUCACAGAAGAAGCAUUUUAACAUCUGCCUGGAGCGCCAGGUCCCGCUGGCUUCACCCUCUUCCAUGUCUGCGGCGCUGAGGGGCAUCUCCUGUUACCUGAAGGAGCUGGAGCAGGUGGAGCAGGGGCCUGGGCUGCUGGAAGAGCGAGGACGCAUCCUGCUGAGCCUCAGCUACAGCUCCCGGCGCCGGGGGCUGCUGGUGGGCAUCAUGCGCUGUGCCCACCUGGCCGCCAUGGAUGUCAACGGCUACUCCGACCCCUAUGUCAAGACGUACCUGAGGCCCGAUGUGGAUAAGAAAUCCAAGCACAAAACGUGUGUGAAGAAGAAGACGCUCAACCCGGAAUUUAAUGAGGAGUUCUUCUACGAGAUGGAGCUCUCCGCUCUGGCCACGAAGACUCUGGAAGUCACAGUCUGGGACUAUGACAUUGGCAAAUCCAACGACUUCAUCGGUGGCGUGUCCCUGGGGCCAGGCGCCCGGGGAGAGGCCCGGAAGCACUGGAGCGACUGUCUGAGGCAGCCGGACGCAGCCCUGGAGCGCUGGCACACCCUGACCAGCGAGCUGCCCCCGGCGGCCGGCGCCCUGCCCUCAGCCUGA
This is a messenger RNA of Phacochoerus africanus (Common warthog), 1215 nucleotides long. RefSeq names its product double C2 domain alpha (gene DOC2A). NCBI's taxonomy places the organism in Eukaryota, Metazoa, Chordata, Mammalia, Artiodactyla, Suidae. The coding region runs from base 10 to 1215 and encodes 401 amino acids. The record is from RefSeq and is a predicted model, not a curated record. The transcript has 10 exons. Gene Ontology annotation, cellular component: membrane.